CUUUCAUUUUCUCUCGCACGCGCUGUCUCGUGCCCUGCAUUUGUCUUCGCAGCUGUUACUCCCUUUCCCACUUCCCAAACAGAUUGGACUUCAGUUAGAGAGAGAGAGAGAGAGAGAGGGUGGGAGGGGAAGGAGACGUGAAUCUUUCAGCUUGCCGACAAUACCAAUGCAGACCAGAACGGUUCAGGUAGGCCACGUCUCGGAUCUAGCCAGCGAGAGAGAAAUUCACGAGUUCUUCUCAUUUUCUGGCGACAUCGAACGCGUCGAGAUCCUCCGUGACUCUGGGCAAUCAAGGACUGCAUACGUUACAUUUAAAGAUCCAAAAGCACUUGAGAUUGCAUUACUACUUUCGGGAGCAACCAUUGUGGACCAGAUAGUGACCAUAUCUCCUGUUGAAAACUAUGUACCAAACACUGAGAUGCAGGAAGUAACAAUCAGCAGCAAUGCCAUUAAUGUGGCUCCUGCUGAAAAUGUUUUGCUGAAUGUUGAGGAUAAAACUAGCUCUCCAGCCUCUCCUAUCAAUGGUAAAGUGUAUGUUAGUAAAGCUCACGAUGUUGUUACAAAUAUGCUGGCAAGAGGUUCGGCAAUUAGACAAGAUGCCAUGAGCAAGGCUAAAGCAUUUGAUGAGAAGCAUCAAUUGACUGCUAGUGCAUCUGCCAAGGUCAUUUCCUUUGACAGGAAGGUUGGUCUCACCGAGAAAUUAACAGUUGGGAUUACUGUGGUCAAUGAAAAAAUGAAGUCCGUGGAUCAAAGGCUUCAUGUCUCGGAUAAGACAAUGGCUGCAUUGAUUGCAGCGGAGAGAAAACUAAAUGACACAGGAUCAGCUGUUAGAACAAGCAGGUAUGUGACUGCAGGAACAGCUUGGCUGAAUGGUGCUUUUGGUAAGGUGGCCAAGGCUGGGCAGGUUGCAGGUUCCAAAACUAGAGAAAAGUUACAUUUGGCUGUGUCAAAUUUGACUGCAAAGGUAGAUCCUAUUAUUUAUAUUUGAUUUGUUUUUUUAUUAAUUGCUAUGGUAAUCAUUGAGGCACAAUUAUUUGAAAUCUGAGACCUAUUGGUACAUAAAUGCCGCAUUCCAUUAGAAAGGAUAUAGGAGCCAUAUUCUUUUAAAUUCAGCAGAUAAAUUAUUAUACAAGAUGACCUGUUGUAUCUUAUAAGAAUGUCCUGUGCAAAUUUUGGAAUGAAUUUCUUUCAUUUUUUUGGAUAUUGUUGUGUAAUCUUUGAUAUAAAUUAAGUCAUUUGUCUAUGGUUUGUGAACAUCAGUUUAGAAUUCAUUAGGAUAAUAGUGUGGAGUUAAACUUAUGAUCAAGGCACCAUUGUGUUGAAUGCAGGAUCCAAUUGCUGCAUGAGCCAGCAAUUUUGUGCUGUAGUGUCGCAUUGCGUGCUGAGGCCUCUUGCGAUACAUUGAACAAGAACGUAGUCAUCAAAAUGAAAUAUGGGAUCUGAAAUUGGAUUUUGCAAAAGCCCGUCUGGGAUAUGUAGAAUGUGUGCAACCUUCAUGUAAUGCUCAUUCCUUUGUUCCUAUAGUAUAGUAGUUCAUUCUUUAUACUCUCUGUUCUUUGAUGCCAGGCGUGUUUUGUUGCACCCUUGCCUAUGUUGUAAUGUUCAGCUUGUAUUUGUAACAUUGAUUCUAUAUUUAAAGAAAUUAAAGUUUGUAGUGCAAUGGAAUUGUUUCUGCAAA
Molecule: messenger RNA, 1678 nt
Organism: Malania oleifera
Lineage: Eukaryota; Viridiplantae; Streptophyta; Magnoliopsida; Santalales; Ximeniaceae
Product: binding partner of ACD11 1
Exons: 7
Coding region: 167-988 (273 amino acids)
Molecular function (GO): RNA binding
Source: RefSeq, a predicted model, not a curated record